This is a messenger RNA of Manihot esculenta (cassava), 660 nucleotides long. RefSeq names its product auxin-responsive protein SAUR20. Bases 65 to 358 code for a protein of 97 amino acids. The transcript has a single exon. The record is from RefSeq and is a predicted model, not a curated record. Gene Ontology annotation, biological process: response to auxin. NCBI's taxonomy places the organism in Eukaryota, Viridiplantae, Streptophyta, Magnoliopsida, Malpighiales, Euphorbiaceae.
AGCUUGCAAGUUCCACAUUUUUCCUGUAAAUUACAGGUCUCUCACUCUCUCCUCAGGUUCUGAAAUGGGUAUUCGUUUGCCUGCCGUGAUCUCCAGCGCCAUGCAGAGUCUGAAGAAGCAGCCUUUCCAAGGCAGAAACCAAUCUGGUGUACCUAAAGGGCACGUAGCAGUUUAUGUUGGUGAAUUCCAGUGGAAGAGGUUCAUUGUUCCAAUAUCCUAUUUGAACCAUCCUUGCUUCCAGGAUUUGCUUAACCAAGCUGAAGAAGAAUUUGGGUUCAAUCAUCCUAUGGGUGCUAUAACAAUUCCUUGCAAAGAAGAUGAGUUUAUUGAUCUCACUUCUAGGUUUCUUGCCUUGUGAAGCUUCAUGAAACAAAAGAAGAUUCACCAAGAGCAAUUCUGCCAUUUUUUGACAAGAUAUUCAUCUUUUUUUGUUGUUUUCUGAUUUCCAACCCAUCCCCCUUUUUCCCUCCUAGGUCACAUACAGGAGGAUUGUGAAGUAUACAUAUUUACAUUUUCCCACGUACAAGUGGAUGAAGCAAUUUUCUUUUGUUUCUUUUUAGUGAAUCAUAUGUCUCUCUCACAUCAAUAUUUCGUACGAAGAUUUUCUUGGAAACUCUAUCUAAACUCCAUUGAAGGUAUAUCAAGUGCAGCGGUCAUCAG